AUGGAAAGUGCUCAAAAUGAAAGUAGUUCUGAAGUUAAUGGGUCUAAUGAUGGUGGUGAUGAUAAAAACGGCUUGAUUCAAAGUGGUUCUGUGGCAAAUGUGGUCUGUGAGUUGAAUUCUGAUGGUGGAAACCACGUUAAAAAACCAGAAGAGGUUGAUAGGAACUUGAAUAGUGCGCCAUAUGUUUAUAGACAAGAUAUUGUUAGACAUAGAAAAUGUAAUGUGGUUGGAGUAGUGAGUGGAGUUGCUGGUGAGUCUGAUUCCGAUGGCAGUAUUACGGAUGAUGAGGACGAUGAUGAAGAUGAGGGUGAUGUUGAUGAGGAUGCUGGAAAUGAGGGAGGUGAUGGGAAUGCUAGUGGUGUUACGAGUGAAGAAAGGAAGAAAGGCAGCGAUGAUUACAAGAACGAAACUCUUCAGGUUGAUCAGGUUCGAGUAAUUUGGAUGGGUGAUGUUAACCCAAUUCAAUAUGUCAACGAUGUAACUGUCAUUGAUCGAGGAUUCUUACACGGGGAUUAUGUUGCAUCUGCUUCAGACCCAACUGGGCAAGUGGGUGUUGUGGUGGAUGUUAAUAUCUCUGUUGAUUUGUUAGCUCCUGAUGGAUCUGUUAUACAAGAUGUGUCUUCCAGAGAUUUGGUACGUGUGAGGGAGUUUGCUGCUGGUGAUUAUGUGGUCUUUGGUCCCUGGUUGGGUAGAGUUGAUGAUGUUUUAGAUGAUGUGACUGUGUUAAUUGAUGAUGGUUCUGUGUGCAAAGUAAAGGGGGCUGAGCCAUUGCAUCUAAAACCAAUUUCCAAGGGUAUCUUUGAGGAAGAUGAGCAUUUUCCUUACCACCCAGGCCAGCGUGUAAGGGCUACCUCAUCAUCAGUUUUUAAAAAUUCUCGAUGGCUAUCAGGCUUGUGGAAAGCUAAUAGAUUGGAAGGUACUGUUACGAAAGUUACAGCUGGAUCAGUAUUCAUCUAUUGGAUAGCAUCCGCUGGCUAUGGACCUGAUUCUUCAACUACCCCUGCUGAAGAACAGAGUCCAAAGAACUUAAAAUUGCUGUCUUGUUUUGCACAUGCAAGUUGGCAAGUAGGUGACUGGUGUCUUCUCCCAUCAUCUGUUGCACAAUCAUCCUCUGUUGCUUUAGACAAGGAUUUAUUGAAGUUAGGAAUUCAUGAUUCAAUCAAAAGUGAACUAGAUUCUAGUCAAUUAGGAAACGGAUGCAACUCAGAAGGAUUUGCUACCGAGGAAUUAGAUGAUCCUAAUGGAUCAAUGGCUAUUGAUCCUGUGGCAGCACCAGAUGGAAAUACAGCCAUUAUUGCAAGUAAUGAAUCUAGCUCUUGUGGCAGUUCAACAUCAGUUUCAAAGGUGCCUGCCCAUCGCAAAAAGAUACGUAAAGUUAUACUCAGAAGAGAAAAGAAGCCUCGAAAAAAAGAGGAAGAUUUUGAAAGAGCCCUUUUGAUCGUCAACACCAGGACAAGGGUCGAUGUAGCAUGGCAGGAUGGAAGUAUAGAACGUGGACUGAAUUCAACAACGUUGAUUCCAAUUGAUAGUCCUGGUGAUCAUGAAUUCAUUGCUGAACAGUAUGUGGUGGAGAAAGCCUCUGAUGAUGUUGAUAACUCUUCUGAAGCUAAGCGUGUUGGGGUUGUUAAAAGUGUUAAUGCGAAAGAAAGAACAGCUUGCGUGAGAUGGUUGAAGCCAGUUGCCAGGGCAGAAGAUCCUCGUGAGUUUGACAAGGAGGAAAUUGUAAGUGUCUAUGAGCUGGAGAGUCAUCUGGAUUAUGAUUAUUCCUAUGGGGAUGUAGUCGUUCGAUUGUCCCCAGUUUCUGUUUCUGAUCAAAUAAACUCUGAUUUGGAGAUUGUUGAGGAAUCAAAGCAGCAAAGUGGACAAAGUGAGGUUAUGAAUACAAAAAAAUGCUUAGGACGUAAGAAAGGAGAGGGUGCAUCCAGUAAUAAAGUUUCUAUGGACUUCUCAGAUCUCUCUUGGGUUGGUAAUAUAUCUGGUCUUAGGAAUGGUGAUAUUGAAGUCACAUGGGCUGAUGGGAUGGUUUCAACGGUUGGACCUCAAGCAAUAUUCGUUGUUGGUCGAGAUGAUGAUGAUGAUUCAAUUGCAGCUGGGAGUGAAGUAAGUGAUGCUGCAGCUAGUUGGGAAACAGUUGAUGACGAUGAGAGGGACGCUCUUGAGAAUACUCAAGAGGCAGCUGUGCUACAAGAUGCAACCAGCAUGAACUCAGAAGAAGGUAGUGUGGAGAGUUACAAUUCUGGAAGGCAUGCAGCACUUAAUUUUCCCUUCGCUGCACUUGACUUUGUGGCAAGAUUGGCCACUGGAAUAUUCUCACGAGGUCGGAAAAAUGCAGACCCAGGUUUUUCAGGUUACAAGGGUGAAAAUGAACUGCAAUCUCAGGGAACGAGUUGUAUUUCUGAAGAAGAAGGUUCCAGUAAUGAGUCUAGUGCUGGAAAAUCUAAUAUCAAUGAUAAUUGUGCUGUGCAAAAUAUUAAUGAAAAAGAAGAAGAUGCUGCAGUGGAGGUCCCAGUAUCAUCAAAUGAAGAAGCUUCAUGCAAUUCAAGCACUGAAAAGUCAAAUGCUAUGACAUGUUCUGAGGCUCGGAUUUAUCACCACAUUAAACAUUUUGACACAGCUAAAGAUCCUUUGGACCAUCAUUUUCUUGAUUCAACUGGACAGAUCAAUAAUGGAAGGAAGUGGCUCAAGAAGGUUCAACAAGAUUGGAACAUCCUCCAGAACAACCUGCCUGAUGAGAUCUAUGUACGGGUUUAUGAGGAUCGAAUGGAUCUCUUAAGGGCAGCAAUAAUUGGGGCAUAUGGAACACCUUACCAAGAUGGACUGUUUUUCUUUGACUUUCACCUUCCGCCAGAGUAUCCUGAUGUCCCUCCUUCAGCACACUACCAUUCCCGUGGUUGGCGAAUAAAUCCAAAUUUGUAUGAGGAGGGCAAGGUGUGCCUUAGCCUUUUAAAUACCUGGACUGGCAGAGGAAAUGAAGUCUGGCACUCGUCUUCUAGUAUCCUUCAAGUCCUAGUUUCACUUCAAGGGUUGGUACUAAAUUCUAAGCCAUAUUUUAAUGAAGCUGGAUAUGACAAGCAGAUAGGGACAGCUGAAGGAGAGAAAAAUUCGUGGUCAUACAAUGAGAAUACUUUCUUGCUAAACUGCAAGACAAUGAUGUAUCUUAUGCGAAAACCACCCAAGGAUUUUGAAGACUUGGUAAAGGAGCAUUUCAGGAGGCGUGGUUACUACAUUCUUAAAGCCUGUGAUGCAUAUAUGCAAGGCAAUUUAAUUGGAUCUCUCACUCAAGAUGCCUCUGUAAGCAGUAAGGAAAGUUUCAAUCUAACUUCAGUUGGUUUCAAAUUGAUGUUAGCCAAGAUUGUGCCAAAGCUUUAUUUGGCAUUAAAUGAAGUUGGCGCUGAUUGUCAUGAAUUCAAGCAUCUGCUACAGUCAUAA
Molecule: messenger RNA, 3429 nt
Organism: Dovyalis caffra
Lineage: Eukaryota; Viridiplantae; Streptophyta; Magnoliopsida; Malpighiales; Salicaceae
Source: the annotation of a GenBank genome assembly